Molecule: messenger RNA, 863 nt
Organism: Schizophyllum commune H4-8
Lineage: Eukaryota; Fungi; Basidiomycota; Agaricomycetes; Agaricales; Schizophyllaceae
Exons: 1
Coding region: 105-653 (182 amino acids)
Source: RefSeq, a predicted model, not a curated record
CCAUCUGCUUCUUAUGCUUGAGUGGUGAAUUGUACGUCACUCUGGACUGUCAACUAUACAGGCUACAGGGUUGAGGGCUCGCCAAGCCGCCCUUCAUGUAGGAAAUGCGCAGCCGCCUCCCGAUUCUGCUACAAGCAAAGUGGGCCAGACAUUGGACGCGCGCCCAGCUUCUAUCUACUCGUCUACCUCCCCUGGCAGCAAUAUUACACUUAUCGGCCACGCCUAUCGAGUGGUGCACCCUUUGCGAUAUGUUUCCGAUACUCGCGAGAUAUGGCGCGUACUUCCUACUCUCCAAGUCGCAAGGCCGCUGUCAACUUCCUGAAGAGGCUCAAGUUACCGCUUUCGGAUACUUCUCGCCUGGGUUAUUGUCCCCCUCGAGGUUCGCUGACCGGGGUUCCUGCGGGCUGCAAAGCCGCCGGUUGUCGUGCGGGCAACCGCGAGGUAUAUUUUGCCUCGUUUUUUCUGCGCCUCGAGGUGACUUACGGCGCACCAGGAUUUUGUCGGGCACACAAGUUCCCUUUCGGGCAGUGACGGACUGGCACUUUGAGGGUUCGCCUCUGAGACACGCCUCGCUUGACGCCUCGAGCCAGGACGUAUCGUGCGGCGCAGGACGUAUGGCAGGGAGAGUCACGAGGGGUACGUCCCGGAGUUGAGGCUGCUGUUUUCGCGGAGACUGGGUGGAAUCACUGGGCAGGCUCUGCGUACUCAGCUCCAAGGUCCAUUGCUUGCAUUCAGUGCCCAUCGAUGCCACCAUCGUCGCUCGUGUCGCGACUCGCCACCGCGUCGACGGCGCCGGCGCCGGCAGCCGCAGAGCCGGUAUCCCUCCAACGCCACAGUCCUCAUGGUACCUCUGCUGCGCACGA